GCUCAGAAAAAAAAAAAACAUUCAAAAUUAGACAAAUUCUUCCUGUACAGAGUGAAGUGAAACUUCUUGUUUUUGUCCGUUUAUGAUCGGGGUGCAGCGUGAGUUGUUGCUACAGCGUCCGAAAUAAAAGCCUGGCUGUUUCCUCCGGCUAACUAGCUCCUGAGCUAACGGACGGCUAAUCCGCCGCUCGGACUCUGCCGGUCUUCGCCUCACUGAGCGGCCGUCCCCCCGGUGGGUGAGGACUGAGUCCCCUCUGUAGGUUGAUCAUGGUGCUGACUGGGAAGCGCUCAGAGAAAGGUCCUGCCUGCUGGAAGAGGAGGGUAAAGUCUGAGUACAUGAGGCUUCGACAGCUCAAACGCUUCAGGCGGGCUGACGAGGUCAAGAGCAUGUUCAACACAAACCGUCAGAAAAUAAUGGAACGAACCGACAUUCUGAACCAGGAGUGGAAGACCAGGCGGAUCCAGCCGGUUCACAUCAUGACGUCGGUCAGCUCCCUGAGGGGGACUCGAGAGUGCACGGUGGACAGCGGCUUCUCCGAAUUCUCCAGGCAGGUCAUUCCCCUGAAGACUCUUAACGCUGUGGCCUCGGUCCCAGUCAUGUACUCGUGGUCACCACUACAGCAGAACUUCAUGGUGGAGGAUGAGACUGUACUCCAUAACAUCCCCUACAUGGGAGAUGAAAUCUUGGACCAGGACGGGACUUUUAUUGAGGAACUAAUCAAGAACUAUGAUGGCAAAGUCCAUGGGGACAGAGAAUGUGGCUUCAUCAAUGAUGAGAUCUUUGUGGAGCUGGUUAGUGCGCUGUCUCAGUACAGUGACAACGAGGACGAUGAAGAAGAGGAUGAUCAAGACUACAAGGUGGAUCUGAAUGACAGCAAAGAGCACCAGGAGGAACCUCGCAAAGACGGCCUCAACAACAGUGAGAACAGAACCAACCACGACAGCAGCAAGAAGUUUCCCUCCGACAAGAUAUUUGAAGCCAUCUCCUCCAUGUUUCCUGAUAAAGGUUCCACCGAGGAGCUGAAAGAGAAGUACAAGGAGUUGACGGAACAGCAGUUGCCGGGCGCGCUGCCCCCUGAGUGCACGCCAAACAUUGACGGCCCGAACGCUCGCUCGGUGCAGCGGGAGCAGAGCCUGCAUUCGUUCCACACCUUGUUUUGCAGACGCUGCUUCAAAUACGACUGCUUCCUACACCCUUUCCAUGCUACGCCAAACACAUACAAGCGCAAAAACCUGGAGAACCUGGUUGACAGUAAACCCUGCGGCAUCGACUGCUACAUGUACCUGGUGCAGGAUGGGAUGGUGAGGGAAUACCCCGCAGUUGUUGUUGCAGAACGGGCGAAGACGCCGUCUAAACGCACAGUGGGUCGUCGCCGUGGACGACUGCCGAACAGCAAUAGCCGGCCCAGCACUCCCACUGUUUCCUCGGAAACCAAAGACACAGACAGCGAGCGCGAGGGCAGCAAAGACGACGAGCGAGACAAUGACGAAGACAAGAAGGAUGAGAACACCAGCAGUUCAGAGGGGAACUCGCGGUGUCAGACUCCUGUGAAGAUGAAGCUUGUGGGCGAUGCUGAAGCAGUGGAGUGGAGCGGAGCUGAGGCGUCUCUGUUCAGGGUUCUCAUCGGGACUUAUUAUGACAACUACUGCGCCAUCGCCCGGCUCAUCAGCACCAAGAACUGCAGACAGGUCUACGAGUUCAGGGUGAAGGAGUCGAGCAUCAUCGCACGCGCUCCUGCUGAAGACGAGGACACGCCGCCGAGGAAGAAGAAGAGGAAACACAGACUGUGGGCCACUCACUGCAGAAAGAUUCAGCUGAAGAAAGAUGGUUCAUCCAAUCAUGUGUACAAUUACCAGCCAUGUGACCACCCUCGGCAGCCCUGUGACUCGUCCUGUCCUUGCGUCACCGCCCAAAACUUCUGCGAGAAAUUUUGCCAGUGCAGUUCUGAGUGUCAGAACCGUUUUCCGGGUUGCCGGUGUAAAGCCCAGUGCAACACCAAACAGUGCCCAUGCUACCUGGCAGUGCGGGAGUGUGACCCCGACCUCUGCCUGACCUGCGGUGCUGCAGAUCACUGGGACAGCAAGAACGUGUCCUGCAAGAACUGUUCCAUCCAGAGAGGCGCCAAGAAGCACCUGCUCCUGGCCCCGUCAGACGUGGCUGGGUGGGGAAUCUUCAUCAAAGAGCCGGUUCAGAAAAACGAGUUCAUCUCCGAGUACUGUGGAGAGAUCAUAUCUCAGGAUGAAGCCGAUCGGCGAGGAAAAGUCUACGACAAAUACAUGUGCAGCUUCCUGUUCAACCUCAAUAACGACUUUGUUGUUGACGCAACGCGGAAAGGCAACAAGAUUCGCUUCGCCAACCACUCCGUCAACCCAAACUGCUAUGCAAAAGUCAUGAUGGUGAACGGAGAUCAUCGGAUUGGCAUCUUUGCCAAGAGAGCCAUCCAGACCGGGGAAGAACUCUUCUUCGACUACAGGUACAGUCAGGCCGACGCCCUGAAGUACGUCGGCAUCGAACGGGAGUUGGAGAUCGCCUGAUUGUGACGUCUACCUCCUGCAGACCAAUGACACAAAGGCCUUACACACAACUAUACACAACGGCACAAUGUCCACUUCAGCCCCCCCCCACACACACACGAUUUGAGGGUCGUAGGAAUAUUUGAUCUCAGUCAAACGGUGCUUUGCCCCAUGGACUCCAUUUCUAUUUUCUCUCGUCAUUAAUUUGGUUCCUUCUUUAGGGGCGGAGUCUUCUUCAUUAUUAUUUUUUCUAUCCGUCAGCUUUAACGUGACGACAUAAACCACACGACUUGAAAGAAACUUUUUAAUUCAACCUUCAGGGACCAAAAUCCUCCACCAGCUCAACCGCUGCGCCUCACUGCACGAUGGAACGCUGUGGUGCCGCAUCCCACAAUCCCUCACUUCAGGAAGGAAGUACAGCUGCAGACUUGUUGCUGUAACUUAUUUUUUUGUAAAGUUUAUUUAUAAAAUAAAUAAAAUCCUGGAAGAACCUGAUCCGUAGUCAGGACCAAAAAAAAAUGUGAUUGUAGUUCAUAAAUAAUUUUGCUUUGAACCCACUUAAAAAAAAAAAGAUAUUUUACUUAAAUUCAGCCUGAAUGCAACAGUAACCAUAGCAACAGACUAGCAGGCAUUGUUUGUCUGCUCAGAAGAGCCGAGUGUGUGUCCUUCACUGGACGGAUGAGGGCGCUGUUUCACCAAAACACCAUUCAUGUGAAAUCCAAUGAGAUGUUUUAUAAUAAUAAUAAUAAAUCUCAGUGAUGCUUUUUUUGGCCAAAGUCCGUCCUCGCCAGAUUCCAUCAUCAUCAAACUGCAGCGUGACUCUGCCUCUUCUUCAUGGGCUACCUUCAAGGGUCUUAAGCUGAACACAAACUUUGAAGUUCUAACUGGCACAAGUCUGUAGUCGACCAAAACCAGUCUGCUUCUCCUCUGGAGCUCCUGUUUUCCCAUAAUCCUCCAGGGUUCGGUCUGGUUUUUCCUUGUCGGUGCUUCAGACUGGAUCUUCGUCGUCGUUGUUAUGUGUUUGUAUUUUUUUUUUUUUUUUUUUUUUUUUUAGGUAGGACUUCAGCUCAUGAUGUUCACUUUUUUUAAUGGACACUUGGUGGCGCUGUGGAACAAAGAUUUUUCUUUCAGCAGUCGCUCAGCAAAUUUUCAUUUUGAUCAGGUCUGAGUUGAAUUUUGGUCACUAUGGCAACAGUUCAUGUUUCAGAAAUCGACAGCUUUGUGAGCGCAGCCUCGUUAACUGGUU
Molecule: messenger RNA, 3759 nt
Organism: Thalassophryne amazonica
Lineage: Eukaryota; Metazoa; Chordata; Actinopteri; Batrachoidiformes; Batrachoididae
Gene: ezh2
Product: enhancer of zeste 2 polycomb repressive complex 2 subunit
Exons: 19
Coding region: 267-2534 (755 amino acids)
Biological process (GO): chromatin remodeling
Molecular function (GO): histone H3K27 methyltransferase activity; protein binding
Source: RefSeq, a predicted model, not a curated record